AUUCUGAGGUGCAGGGGGUAGCUGAACCACUCUAGCCUGGGACUGCUAGGAAGGUUGCGGGUCCGCCCGGCCGAGCCGAACGAGGGAAAUGGUCCUUAUCCGGCCACUCGCCGGUUGAAAAGGGGCCGCCCUGGCAGGGAAGCGGCAGCCGCGGCGCGGUGCAGCGGCGAGAAGGGGUGCGUUAUCGCUUUGCCCUGCUGCUGAAUGUCCGUCCCGGAGGAGGAGAGGCUUUUGCCGCUGACCCAGAGAUGGCCCCGAGCGAGCAAGUUCCUACUGUCCGGCUGCGCGGCUACCGUGGCCGAGCUAGCAACCUUUCCCCUGGAUCUCACAAAAACUCGACUCCAAAUGCAAGGAGAAGCAGCUCUUGCUCGGUUGGGAGACGGUGCAAGAGAAUCUGCCCCCUAUAGGGGAAUGGUGCGCACAGCCCUAGGGAUCAUUCAAGAGGAGGGCUUUCUAAAGCUUUGGCAAGGAGUGACACCGGCCAUUUACAGACACGUAGUGUACUCCGGAGGUCGAAUGGUCACAUAUGAACAUCUCCGAGAGGUUGUGUUUGGCAAGAGUGAAGAUGAGCAUUAUCCCCUUUGGAAAUCAGUCAUUGGAGGGAUGAUGGCUGGUGUUAUUGGCCAGUUUUUAGCCAAUCCAACCGACCUAGUGAAAGUUCAGAUGCAAAUGGAAGGAAAAAGGAAACUGGAAGGAAAACCAUUGCGAUUUCGUGGUGUACAUCAUGCAUUUGCAAAAAUCUUAGCUGAAGGAGGAAUACGUGGGCUGUGGGCAGGCUGGGUACCCAAUAUACAAAGAGCAGCACUGGUGAAUAUGGGAGAUUUAACCACUUACGAUACAGUGAAACACUACUUGGUAUUGAAUACACCACUUGAGGACAAUAUCAUGACUCAUGGUUUAUCAAGUUUAUGUUCUGGACUGGUAGCUUCUAUUCUGGGAACACCAGCCGAUGUCAUCAAAAGCAGAAUAAUGAAUCAACCACGAGAUAAACAAGGAAGGGGACUUCUGUAUAAAUCAUCAACUGACUGCUUGAUUCAGGCAGUUCAAGGUGAAGGAUUCAUGAGUCUAUAUAAAGGCUUUUUACCAUCUUGGCUGAGAAUGACCCCUUGGUCAAUGGUGUUCUGGCUUACUUAUGAAAAAAUCAGAGAGAUGAGUGGAGUCAGUCCAUUUUAAACCCCUAAAGAUGCAGCCCUUAAAGAUACAGUGUUCAGUAUUAUUGAAAUAUGGGCAUCUGCAACACAUACCCCCUAUUAUUUCUACCUCUUUAGGAAGACACCUAUUCCACAGAGACUGAUUUAUAGGGGGCAGCACUUUAUUUUUUUUUCUGGAAACCCAAGUUCUCUUUGACUCCUCUUUUUGUCCAAAAGUGAUCUGGUCGGAUCUCACAAGGCCAUCCAAUGAGACCCCGCACAGCAUUUUCUCAAGAAGAAUCGAAGCCUGACCACUUUCACCUUGGGCAAGAAGGUUUGGCCUUUGAGUUGCUAUUCUAUGCUGAAGAGCCUGCUUAGAGGAGGAGUACCAGGAAGGAGCCAGCAUCUCAGAUCUGAAGUAGAUGAUAAGAAUGUGGAAAAACACAUACGUAGUGCUUAAGAAAUACAUUUAACCUGUUAUGUCAGUAUUUAUAAUUGAAGUUUGAUAAUUCACUUUUCUGUCAUUGUUAAAUUGUACAUAUUGUAAAUUAAAGGGAGGUGAAUGGAAAUUAAUAAACAUUUUGAGUUUCCCUAGUAUUGAA
Molecule: messenger RNA, 1732 nt
Organism: Piliocolobus tephrosceles (Ugandan red Colobus)
Lineage: Eukaryota; Metazoa; Chordata; Mammalia; Primates; Cercopithecidae
Gene: SLC25A27
Product: solute carrier family 25 member 27
Exons: 9
Coding region: 205-1173 (322 amino acids)
Source: RefSeq, a predicted model, not a curated record